AUGGCUCCCACAAUUCUGAUUAUCGGUGCAACUGGUAACACUGGCCGCAGUGUUACUGAAGCGUUGCCAAAGCUGCUCCAAACGACAAAGACCCUAUCUGACCACCGAGUCAUUGGUCUCACGCGUUCCCUGGAUAACCCAAUAGCCAAACAGCUCGCAAAAGUGCCCGGUGUCGAGAUAAUCGAGCAGAACUGGGUUGAAAUCACCGCCGACUGGCUCCGGGAACACGAGGUAGUCAGGGCAUUCAUUGCAUCCUACAAUGCACCCAGCCAAUUCGCCGAAGAAUCAACGUUCCAUGUAGCUGCGCUGAAAGCUGGCGUCAAGUACGUCGUACGGAUCUCGACCGCUGCGGCAAACGUUCGACCAGAUUGCGACGCCUACUAUCCGCGCACGCAUUGGGCGAUCGAGGCCCUGCUGAGCUCACCAGAAUUCAGCAACCUGCAUUGGACUUCGCUCCAGGCCAAUAGCUUUUCAACGUUUUACCUCUCUACCGCCGCAGAGUUUGUUAAGCAGUACCGCAAGACUGGGACCCAGGACACUUUGAAGUUAAUGGCGUCCAAAGAUGCUCCUGUCGGCAUUGUUGAUCCCGAUGAGAUUGGACUUUUUGCAGCUCUACUCUUGUCCCAAGAUGACACUACUGUGCACAACAAAGCCAAGUACGUGCUUAAUGGUCCCGAGGACGUCACCGGGGCCCAGAUCGUCGAUAUGGUUGAGCAGCAUAUCGGUACAAAGGUUCAACAUGUGAGCUAUGAAGACAUGUCGUUUGUUGAUUCAUUUGUCGACCCUGGAUCCCUGGGAGCCCAACAAUCUAAGAACGUUAUAUUGUCUAUCAAAUAUGCUCUAGUGACGUCGUGGGAAGGGAAGUCCAUGGCCUCUACAACCAGCAAGGAAGUGCUGGAGCUUGCUGCACCAAAGCGUACGCCGGCCGACGUGUUGAGGACUCUAUUGGAGGUGUAG
Molecule: messenger RNA, 957 nt
Organism: Aspergillus bombycis
Lineage: Eukaryota; Fungi; Ascomycota; Eurotiomycetes; Eurotiales; Aspergillaceae
Product: NmrA-like family protein
Exons: 1
Coding region: 1-957 (318 amino acids)
Source: RefSeq, a predicted model, not a curated record